AUGUCCUUUUCACAGCUACCAAGCAUUGACUCCAGGAGCCUGCCUUUUAGAACUCGCAGGCUCCUUGCCGGAGAGUCGCGGCCGGAUGGUGUCGAGCAUGGCGACGAUCAGCUGGAGAGCUUCAUCCGGGUGGUGAGAUCCUGCACCAGUUCCAAGAACCUGGAUGAGGGCCGACGGAUCCAUCUGAGGAUAGCGAGGAGCGAGCACAGGAGUAACAGGUACCUUGCGAAUUUGCUGAUCGAGAUGUAUGGCAAGUGUGGCCGCAUUGCCGACGCUGCCAAGGUCUUUGAUCGGAUCCAGGAGCCCAAUGUCUUCUCGUGGAACAUCAUGUUUGGAGCGUAUGCCCAAAAUGGGCAUAUCGAGGAGAUGAAAGAGCUGUUUGAUCGGAUGCCCGAGAGGGAUGAGGUUGCCUGGAACGCCAUCGUCUCGGCCUACGCUCAAAACGACGACCUGGAGAAGGCAAAGGAGAUGUAUGAGAUGAUGCCAAGAGCAACGGUAGUGGCGACAAAUACCUUGAUCGUGGCCAAUGCAAGGAAUGGCGAUCUCGCGGAGGCCGAUCGACUCUUCCAGGGACUGGGCCGGAAGAAGAACAUCGUUUCUUGGACUGCGAUGAUCACGGCCUAUGCUCAGGCAGGCCUGGCACUCAAGGCCAAGGCGAUUUUUGACUCGAUGGAUGCCCGAUGCAAGGAUUCCCUGGCCUGGAACGCGAUGAUCCAGGCGUACUCCCAGACCGGCCAUUUCCAAGAAGCGAUGGAGCUGCUGGAGAGAAUGCCGCACAAGGAUGCCGCUUCUAGCACGAUCCUCAUCGCGGCACUCGCGCAGCAGGGAUUCUUGAAAGAGGCCAUGGAUCUGUUCGAAAGAAUGCCGGAUCCCAAGAAUAUGGUUGCCGCCACGGCCUUGCUCCGCGCAUCUGACCUGGGGCAAGCGGAGCUGAUCUACCACAGCAUGCCGGAGCGCGAUCUCGUUGCCGAGAACGCGAUGCUCCAAUCUUACUGCGAGAAUGGGUGCCUGGAGGAUGCCAAGAACUUCUUCCACCAAAUGCCGGAGCGAAAUAUCUUCUCCUGGAGCUCCAUCGUCUCUGCGCUCGCCCUAAACGGCCAUCUCCAAGAAUCCACUCGCUUGCUAAAGAAAAUGCCCGAGAUGAGCCUCGUGGCGUGUACGGCGUUGAUCACUGCGUACGGCCAGUCCGGUGACGUGGACGCCGCGUGGCGGAUAUUCGACGAGAUGCCCUGCCACAGCUUGGUGUCGUGGACGGCCCUGAUCGCAGCCUGCGGAAGAAACGGUCAUCUGGAGGAAUCAAAGCGAAUCUUCGACGCAAUGCCGUACCGCAACCUAGUGACGUGGAACGCCGUCAUGGCAGCAUACGGACAGAAUAUGCUUAUAGACGCCGCGAAAGCCGCUUUCGAUGCGAUGCCGGAGUGGAACAUUCCGUCGUGCGUCACGCUGCUGGCGGCAUAUUCUGACAGGGGGAAUCUGGAAGAUGCUACGCGGAUAUUCGCCUCCAUGCCCGAGGUGAACGCCAUGGCGUCCACCGCGAUGCUCUCCGCGCUCGCGGCAAAUGGCCGGCUGGACGAGGCGAAGGAUAUCUUCGAGAGCAUUCCAAUCCGGGGACUCGCGACCUGGAACGCGAUGAUCACUGGAUUCGUCCAGGCCGGGGAUCUCGCCAGUGCGCGAUCUCUGUUCGAUCGAAUGCCCGAGAGGGAUCUCAUAUCCUGGAGCGUUAUGAUCGCAGGCUACACCGAGAGUGGGGGUACACACGCGGAAGCCGUGAGCCUGUUCGAUUCGAUGCCCGUCCGCGACACAAUCUCUGGAAACGCGCUCAUCGCCGGCUACGCUUCGCAAGGGGAUUUGGAGUCCGCCACCGCGAUCUUCAACCGGAUGCCGCAGCACAGCGCGAUCUCCUGGGCAACGCUGAUCAAAUCUUAUGCCCAGGCCUGGCAUCUGGAUCUCGCCGACGCAAUGCUGCGCGAAAUCCCCUACCCUAAUCUCUUCGUCUGGAACGCAGUGAUCGUGACAUAUGCCCAAUGUAUGAAGCUCAACAGGGUAAAGCAGGUGUUCGAUUCCAUGGACGAGCGCAAUGCAGUGACGUGGAAUACCACGCUAGCAGCACAUGCCCACAAUGGGCAUAUUCUCCAAGCCGAGGCUCUCUUUAAAACCAUGCCAGAGCCAACGUCGGUAUCUUACAACGCAAUGCUUAGCGGCUACUCGCAGUUUGGAGAAUGGAGAGACGUAGCAUUGACGCUGGAAGCUAUGAGCUUAAGUGGUUUCCAACCAGACGAGGUAGCUCUCACGAGUGUUCUUUCAUCUUGCAGCCAUGAAGGCUCGAUCGAAAAGAGCCGCAAGUAUUUCUCGUCCGUGGUGGCGGACUAUGGCCUAGAUUAUCUCCCUGAGCAUUUCUUCGCGAUGGUGGAUGUCUUUGAGCGUGCUAGUCAGGCUAGGAUGGCUCGAGAGCUUAGCAGCUGCCUGACUCACAAGGAACCUGUGAGAAACAUUUCCUGGAGCAUGCUAAACUUGUGA
Molecule: messenger RNA, 2517 nt
Organism: Selaginella moellendorffii
Lineage: Eukaryota; Viridiplantae; Streptophyta; Lycopodiopsida; Selaginellales; Selaginellaceae
Product: pentatricopeptide repeat-containing protein At2g35030, mitochondrial-like
Exons: 1
Coding region: 1-2517 (838 amino acids)
Biological process (GO): RNA modification
Molecular function (GO): protein binding; RNA binding
Source: RefSeq, a predicted model, not a curated record